Messenger RNA from Psilocybe cubensis, 1638 nucleotides. RefSeq lists its product as uncharacterized. Gene Ontology annotation, cellular component: cytosol; cytoplasm; aminoacyl-tRNA synthetase multienzyme complex. Gene Ontology annotation, molecular function: aspartate-tRNA ligase activity; ATP binding; RNA binding. The coding region runs from base 1 to 1638 and encodes 545 amino acids. Gene Ontology annotation, biological process: aspartyl-tRNA aminoacylation. The transcript is spliced from 8 exons. NCBI's taxonomy places the organism in Eukaryota, Fungi, Basidiomycota, Agaricomycetes, Agaricales, Agrocybaceae. The record is from RefSeq and is a predicted model, not a curated record.
AUGGCCAGCGCCGAACAACCAAACCAGACUCCUCCUCCAGAGCAACCAAAUCAGAACGACGAAGGCGCACCCACCAAAAGUGCGCUCAAGAAGGCUGCCAAAGCCGCUGAGAAGGCCGCAAAGGCUGCUGAAAAGGCUGCAAAACAACAAGAGUUGGCUCAGCAGAAGGCGGAUGCAGAAGUCGAUUAUGCUAAAGAAUUCUACGGCGCUCUUCCGCUGAAUCAAUCUCAGUCACGUCCACGACGUGCGAGAGAUCAGAUUGCAUCGCUAUCCAACCGCGUCGGCCAACCUGUGCUUAUUCGUGCUCGUGUGCAGACCUCACGAGCCCAGGGAAACAAAAUGGUCUUUCUCAAUUUGCGCCAACGCACCGAUUCCAUUCAAGGUCUUCUAGUGGUGACUCCUGAGAAAGUUUCAAAGCAGAUGGUCAAAUGGGCUGCAGGUUUGGCCGAUGAGAGUAUAGUGCUCAUUGAAGGAGUCGCAGAGAAAACUUCCGAGCCAAUCAAAAGCGCGUCCGUCUCCGAUGUAGAAAUCCAUAUCUCCAAGAUUCAUUUGAUUGCAGGAUUGGACUCUCGAUUGCCAUUCACCGUCGAGGAUGCUAAUCGUCCGGAACAAGAUGCCAAUGCUGAGGUCCAGUACAACCGUGUUCUCCUCGAGACGCGCUUAAAUAAUCGGGUUAUCGACCUUCGAACGCAAACCAAUCAAGCCGUAUUUAGGCUGCAGGGCGCCAUUGGAGACCUCUUCCGUGAAUACCUAAGCGCCAAUGGUUUCAUGGAGAUCCACAGUCCAAAACUUCAAGGAGCUGCAACAGAGUCAGGAGCAUCUGUCUUCAAAGUCAGUUACUUCAAGGGUAACGCCUUCUUGGCUCAAUCUCCACAACUCGCGAAACAAAUGGCUAUUGCCGCAGAUUUUGAGCGAGUCUACGAAAUUGGACCGGUGUUCCGUGCUGAGGAUUCCAACACUCACCGCCAUAUGACAGAGUUUAUCGGUCUUGAUCUCGAGAUGGCCAUUGAGGAGCAUUACCAUGAAGUCAUGGAAAUGCUUGAUGGAAUGCUCAAACACAUUUUCAGCGGCCUCCGUGACAAGUAUAGAAAAGAAAUAGACGUUGUCCAGAAGCAGUUCCCAGCAGAUGACUUCAAGUGGAGGGAAGGACCUGAGGGUACCUUGGUUCUUUCGUUCAAAGAAGCUGUUGAAAUCCUCGUUGAAGACGGAGUUCCCAGAGAAGACCUGGAUGACUUUAGCACAGAAAAUGAGAAGAGACUAGGCAGGCUCAUCAAGGCCAAGUAUGACACCGACUAUUAUAUUAUUGACAAGUUCCCUAUGGCGCUGCGCCCAUUCUACACUAUGCCUGAUCCAGAAGAUCCCACAUUGUCGAAUUCGUACGAUUUCUUCAUGCGGGGCGAGGAGAUUCUUUCUGGAGCGCAGCGUAUCCAUGACCCUAAAGUUCUUUCGGAAAAGAUGCUCAGCAAAGGAGUCGAUCCUGAAUCGAUGAAACCCUAUGUUGAUGCUUUCCGCAUGGGCUGCCCUCCUCAUGGUGGAGGAGGAAUUGGUUUGGAGCGCGUGCUGAUGCUUUUCCUCAAACUCAAUAACAUAAGACGGGCAUCUCUGUUCCCGAGAGAUCCCAAGAGACUUGAACCCUAG